Messenger RNA from Haplochromis burtoni (Burton's mouthbrooder), 324 nucleotides. RefSeq names its product histone H2A-like. The record is from RefSeq and is a predicted model, not a curated record. Bases 1 to 324 code for a protein of 107 amino acids. The transcript has 2 exons. Gene Ontology annotation, cellular component: nucleosome. Gene Ontology annotation, molecular function: DNA binding; protein heterodimerization activity; structural constituent of chromatin. Lineage: Eukaryota; Metazoa; Chordata; Actinopteri; Cichliformes; Cichlidae.
AUGUGGUCCCAGAAGUCUGGCGUGUACAGUAAAGUACUGCUGCGCAAAGGCAACUAUGCGGAGCGUGUGGGAGCCGGCGCCCCCGUUUACCUGGCAGCUGUGCUCGAGUACCUGACCGCUGAGAUCCUGGAGCUGGCUGGCAACGCAGCCCGCGAUAACAAGAAGACUCGCAUCAUCCCACGUCACCUGCAGCUGGCUGUCCGCAACGACGAAGAGCUUAACAAGCUCCUGGGGGGAGUCACCAUCGCUCAAGGUGGUGUGCUGCCCAACAUCCAGGCCGUGCUUCUGCCCAAGAAGACCGAGAAGCCUGUCAAGGCCAAGUAA